Molecule: messenger RNA, 441 nt
Organism: Cooperia oncophora
Lineage: Eukaryota; Metazoa; Nematoda; Chromadorea; Rhabditida; Trichostrongylidae
Source: the annotation of a GenBank genome assembly
AUGUACUGUCAAACAGGGAUGGUUGGAUUUUCCCAGUCUACCGCUUGUACUCCCAUAUUUACCUCGUUUUCGGAGGGAGAAUGUCUAUCCAAUGAUUUUCUUUCUGCUCAGUCACUUUUUGGAUCACCACUAGUUUCGUCUCUGGGCAACGUAACCACCGAAAUAGCAUUCACAAACACAAGUCUGCUGGCAGUGCGGUGGCUCGAUGGUCAGUGCCAAAACGUCAUUGAAGAGGUUUCGAUGAAGAUCGGUCUCAAUGACAGUUUGAUUGUCGAGGCUCAAUUGUCGUCGAUCAAGUACUCUACAUUAACUGCGCAAAACUACUCAGAAUUCAAGCAAAAGUUCACCAUCAAUUUCAACAAUUCGUUAGAGCCUGAGGAGGAUGUCAAGAAAAUAGGAUAUCAACAAGGCGACGAGAUUUAUGCGAUGAGAGGUGAGUAG